GAGGACAAGAUCGAAAACGGGGAAUGGAAAAACGAUGCCGUAUACGUUGUUCGAGACCAGAGAAGGGCGGCAACGAGGAGGUUACAGAGCUUUUGCAGCGACGGUCAUGGCUGGAAUUGCCGUUAUUUGGGGUUACAGAGCGGCGGAGAUCCCGGCCGCCGGCGACCCUGGACGGUGGCCUUGGAUCGGAAUCUUCAUCUCUGAGAUUCUUUUUGGUCUGUACUGGAUUUUAACUCAGUCUGUUCGUUGGCGUCUCACUUACAACUUCCCCUUCAAAGAUCAACUCUCUCUAAGGUACAGCGACGACCAAUUACCAAAUGUCGACAUUUUCGUUUGCACCGCCGACCCCAUUAUCGAACCGCCGGUCUUGGUCAUCAGCACCGUCUUAUCCGCCAUGGCCUACGAUUACCCACCUGAGAAAUUGGCCAUUUAUCUCUCCGAUGAUGGCGGCUCCGAGUUCACAUUCUACGCUCUCAUUGAAGCUUCAAAUUUCUCCAAGCAUUGGUUGCCCUUCUGUAGGAAGUUCAAGGUUGAGCCUAGGUCUCCGGAGGCCUACUUUUCUCUUGAUUCUGCCCUGCAUAAUUGUUCUCAAGAGUGGAUCCACAUGAAGAAACUGUUCGAUGAAAUGAAGGAGAGAAUUAACUCGGUGGUUGAAAUGGGGAGAGUUCCUAAGGAGAUAAGGGAUCAAAAUAAAGGUUUCUCUGAGUGGGAUAAUGGUGUAACAAAGCAAAAUCAUCAGUCCAUUGUGAAGAUAAUAUUUGAUGGGAAGAAUCAUGAUAAUGUGGAUAUUGAUGGAUGUGUACUGCCAAAAUUGGUGUACAUGGCUCGUGAAAAGAGACCCCAGCAACCCCAUCAUUUUAAAGCUGGAGCUAUGAAUGCACUGAUAAGAGUAUCCUCAGAGAUAACUAAUGCUCCCUUCAUCCUAAACUUAGACUGUGACAUGUACUCAAAUAAUCAAGACACAAUAAAGGAGUUACUAUGUUUCUUCCUGGAUGGUAAAAGAAGCCAGGACAUUGCAUUUGUGCAAUUCCCACAAGACUUCGACAAUAUUACAAAAAACAAGUUAUAUGGGCUGCCAGAUCAAGUUAUUAACGAGAUUGAACUAACUGGCAUUGGUACCUAUGGCACCGCCUUGUAUUGCGGCACUGGAUGUUUCCAUCGAAGAGAAGCUCUCUGUGGGAAGAAGUACAGUGAAGAUUUUAAUGGAUCAGUACAUUUAGAUGCGCAAACUAAUAAAGAAGAUCCAAAAACUAUUAAUGAAUUGGAAGAAGCAUGUAAGCUUCUUGUUGACUGCAACUUUGAGAACGGCUCUCAAUGGGGAAAGGAGAUGGGAUUAGUAUAUGGGUGUCCAGUAGAAGAUAUUGUUACUGGGUUAACGAUACAGUGCAGAGGUUGGAGAUCGGUUUACUAUAAUCCGAAGAAACGAGCUUUUUUGGGGGUUGCACCGAUUAGCUUGGAUGUAUAUCUUGUUCAAUUUAAAAGGUGGUCUGAAGGGAUGUUUCAAAUAUUCUUGUCCAAGUAUUGCCCCUUCAUAUAUGGACAUGGGAAGAUCAAGUUUGGAGCUCAAAUGGGAUACUGUGUAUAUCUUUUAUGGGCUCCACUUUCGCUACCAGUUUUGUAUUAUGCCACCGUUCCUGCUAUUUGUCUGCUUCGAGGCAUUCCCUUAUUUCCGGAGGUUACAAGCUUAUGGGCCAUACCUUUUGCAUACGUCUUUGUAACCAAAACCUGUUGGAGCAUAGUUGAGACCAUAACUUGUGGCAGCACACUCAAAGCUUGGUGGAACUUACAAAGAAUGUUACUUUUCAGAAGCACCACUGCAUUCUUCUUUAGCUUCAUUGACACAAUCAUCAAGCAGCUUGGGCUCUCUCAAACUAAAUUUGCUGUGACUGCUAAAGUGGCAGCUGAGGAUGUGUCAAAGAGACAUGAACAAGAGAUCAUAGAGUUUGGGAGCUCAGACAUCAUGUCCACUAUGAUAGCAACACUUGCAAUGCUUAACCUUUUUGGCUUAUUGCUGGGAAUCAAGAACGUUGCUGCUUUGGAUUUGGAGUCUUUUUACAAAGGUAUGAACAAAUUCAUUCUACAAACUCUUGUUUGUGGGCUAAUCGUUAUGGCUAACUUGCCCACAUAUGAAGCCCUCUUCGUUCGUAAGGACAAGGGGCGUUUGCCGGCCUCAGUAUUGUUCAGGUCCGUUGUUUUGGCUUUGUUGCCUUGUUUGUUGUUUGCAUACUAAAUAGUGACACUUUGUAGUAAGCUUAUGCUGCUUUGUUGUGUAGACAUUUUGAAAUUUUAUAGGUUUGAUGUGUUUUAAUUCAAUGCUAUGUUAUAAAAUAAUGUAUAUUGUGCAAGAAAAUCGUUAGUAUACACUAACGAAAAGUACCUGUUGCGAAAUUUAAUUGAACUAUAUGAAGCAAUAGAAUUCAUUGAAACUA
This is a messenger RNA of Cucurbita moschata (crookneck pumpkin), 2429 nucleotides long. RefSeq names its product cellulose synthase-like protein E6. The coding region runs from base 35 to 2230 and encodes 731 amino acids. Gene Ontology annotation, cellular component: trans-Golgi network; plasma membrane. Lineage: Eukaryota; Viridiplantae; Streptophyta; Magnoliopsida; Cucurbitales; Cucurbitaceae. The transcript has 10 exons. Gene Ontology annotation, molecular function: mannan synthase activity; cellulose synthase (UDP-forming) activity. The record is from RefSeq and is a predicted model, not a curated record. Gene Ontology annotation, biological process: plant-type primary cell wall biogenesis; cellulose biosynthetic process.